AUGGCGUGGGCUGGAAACGACACGAAGAUCGCGCUUGGCGGUAGCAAUAACGACGGCAGGGUCGUGCUGUUAAGCGCCAGAACGGGAGAGGCGAUCAGGGUGGCAUGUGGGCAUACAGAUGGCAGGGUCGUGCUGCGGGGCGCCAAGACAGAAGAGACGAUGGGCGAUGCCCCCGAACGUGUCCCAGAUUCGGUCGGCCUGAAAUGGGCUGCGGACCAAGGUCUGCUUGAGUGGUAUUCAGACGAAUUUGCAGACGAAGUUCACAUAGAUUGGUUCAACUUUGUGAAGCGGCCCUGGAGAGAAGGUGAAGAAGGUGUGCGGGUUUCGUUCUCUGUUGAGCGGGCUCCGUUCUCUGUUGGGCGGGCUCUGUUCCCUCAUGAUGGUUCUUAUGCUUCUGUUUCGGUGAAGUGGUCUCCAGAUGACAAGUGGAUCGCGUCAACUGGAUAUAAUAUGGUUGAAAUUGAUGAUUUUGAUGAAAAUGGGAUACCAAGGAGAGUCGGAGUUAUGAUCUGGAAUUGGGAGACAGGUGUAAUAUAUCGGUACCAAUACCAGUGCCAGCUCAAGCGAUAUUGUAAGUAUAUAUAUUCACCGCCCCAUCUGCUGGAAUGGUCUGACGACGGACGACGCGUAGCCCUUGGAAUUGGACAGGAGCUUGCGAUAUGGGAUAUUGAGACAGGGGUGAUGUUAAGGUAUAGCACAAACAGUGAAGAUCUAAUACAGAUUGCUUGGUUCCGGGACGGGUCGCGAAUAGCGACGUUGGGUACUACAAUAGUUGGUCGAGGAACGUUGCGAAUCCUGUCCGUGACGAGUCAAAGCGCUGUCUGCGAAAAGCAAUACGAUGAUGUUGGGUAUCUCAAAGAGAGCGAUCUGCGCCAGUUCAUCGAUACGAAUGAGGGCAAACUCACGGCGGCGGAUCUAGAGAGGAAACUGGAGAGGAAACUGAGGAUUCGGCAAAAGGGAGAUGGAGUGUUCUACAAGACAGGAGAUGACGAAAUCCGCCUAGCAACCGUUGCGGGACGUCGUUGGUACUGUUCUACUUCAGGUCGGCACAUUGCGAUCCAGGUAAAAGUUGGUUCUUAUGCAAGACUGCACUUUUACGAGCUCUUGGAGUAGUGUGAUUGUGAGUGUGUGAAUAACCACUGGGCAAAAGGGGAUGUCCCGGCCAGGACAGGAGGGGUUGUACCCACGGUAUAUGUAGUAAGGGAUGAUGUGCCAGGAGAAAUUUGUAUGUAUUUGAAGUUGUUUCUAGUUACCCGACGCCUCGAUGCCCCUCUCCGCAAAAAAAGUAGCCGGCACAUCUUUUCUAUGUGUCGCGCGCAGUUGCGUCAGUGUGCGGGGAAUAGUGUCGUCCAACGUAGAGACCGCGCGUAGCGAGACCAGCAAACAAAACUGGAGGCGGAACAGGCACAUACGAUAUCAGUCGUUGUAGUAUGAAGUUCAAGAUAUGCACGGCGGAUUUGCG
Chondrus crispus (carragheen) is the source of this 1462-nucleotide messenger RNA. RefSeq lists its product as hypothetical. Lineage: Eukaryota; Rhodophyta; Florideophyceae; Gigartinales; Gigartinaceae. The transcript has 2 exons. Gene Ontology annotation, molecular function: protein binding. The record is from RefSeq and is a predicted model, not a curated record. The coding region runs from base 1 to 1113 and encodes 370 amino acids.